AUGGCCGGAAGUCUAGGCCCGAAACGCAAUAUGGAUCAGAACCCCCAUCCUCAUCCUCGAGCUCCAGGACCACGAGAUCCGCCCGUGCCACACACGGAAGACGGAUGGCUGCAGCCCGUCCAGCCCGUCAUCGACGACGGUGGCGGUGACGGUGACGGUGACGGUGACGGUGACGGUGACGGUGGGAGAGACGCACCUGAGGUCUACCACGAGACUGGCAAAGAGGUUAAGCCAGAGCAGGAGAAGGAACACUACAUUAUUUAUAACCCUGACCAUACACAGCAUGACCAUGGUGCCGCGGCUACAGGCAACCGGAGACCCAGGAUUCUGGGGCUUCGACGGCGGUCCCUUCUCAUCAGCUUCAUUAUUCUUAUUUUGGUCAUUGUCGGUGCAGGGUUGGGAGGCGUGUUGGGAAGUCGAGCAUCGCACGAUCCAGACAGCGCGCAAGCAAGUGGCCUCACCGCGAGUACUAGUACUUCCGCGACAUUGACACCUUCGGCGACUCGCCCAUCAGUCAGCUCAGUCCCCUCUGUUUCGACGGGCUCGAGCUUGCCGACGUCUUCUCCCACAAACGCUCCAGGGACAGCCGAGAAGGCAGAUUUCAAAUUUCCCAGCAUCGCCAUCACGGGCUCUGGAUUGCCACGACUCACCAAGCUGUUUCUGUUUACGCUUCACAGUUCCAACCACAGCGUUACCCUCCAUAUUAAGGGAUCUAAUUCUUCUGGGUGGCGAGCGUGGGGCCGGGUUUCUUUGACCAUUCCUCCCUUCAAAGGCUCCUCUUUGGCUGCGGCAUCCUGGACAGAUGGCGAUUAUGACCAGCUUCGCCUCUAUUACCUUGACGCGAAUGCUGAGCUAGUAGAACUCGCCGCCCGAUGCCAAAAUGAGAUCGAGUGUGAUUGGAAUGGAGAGAAAAGUCUCGUCCGUGAUGGCGCCUCCAACACCACCGGCCUGACUAUUUCGCAAUGGGGCAACACUACCAGCGCAGCCGGGAUCCAGCUUCAUCUCUUCUAUGUCGACCAGGAUCACUAUCUGCAAGAAUUGGACUACGACGGUGGCUGGCAAGAUCCAUUCGCGCCGGGACAGACCAUUGGCCAAGACAGUGGCCUUGCUGCCAUAGCAGACAACAACACCGACACUCUUGAGCGAUUGUUCUAUACCGACCCGAAUGGCAAUUUCAAGGCUUUGAGGCGCAACCCGAUCGUUACGGAUGUCUGGUUUACGAACACCGCAUACAAACCUGCGCUCUACAACCUCGCCACGUGCUUGUAUCCGAGUCCGGACCUGUCCAAAUCCUACUUGACGGCCAAGCAGAUCGUGGAAGACGGCUCCGUGGCUGAAGCUUGGAAAGAAGCUUCGGGACAAGAUUGGGCUACGGAAGCCAGCGCGGACGCCGUGUCAGGGGCUUGGGCUCGCGCUGACGACGUCGGAGGUGCCAUUGCGUGUAUUGGAUGGAUUGAUGAGAAUGGCCAAGCCAACCAGCUUCUGGUGUAUGGCGUCGGCGGCGCCAUGACGGAGUACUGGCUUCAUGAUGGAACUUGGUCUCACAGUGCGAUUUUUGAUUGA
Messenger RNA from Cladophialophora psammophila CBS 110553, 1563 nucleotides. RefSeq lists its product as uncharacterized. Bases 1 to 1563 code for a protein of 520 amino acids. NCBI's taxonomy places the organism in Eukaryota, Fungi, Ascomycota, Eurotiomycetes, Chaetothyriales, Herpotrichiellaceae. The transcript has 5 exons. The record is from RefSeq and is a predicted model, not a curated record.